AUGGACCCCCUCCCCCGGCGCCUCCUCUUCAUAGCAUCAAUAGGCAACAAAUCCCCCUACCACAAAACCCGCCACAGCGCAGGCCACCUCCUCCUCGACGCCGUAAUCCCCCUCCUCCAAAAACACCUUCCAAACACAGGCCUCUACCACGAAACCUGGCACAGCACAACCUGGAUGAACGAGUCCGGACCGAAACUCGUGCGCAGACUAGAAGACUUCGCGAAAGAGCGUCACUCCCGUCUUGAGCGGAUUGCGGCUCUUUCUGCGCAAAAGAAUCCGGAACAGGAUGGGGAUUUUGCACAGCUCUCAAAAGGACUGCCCACGACUCUCAUUAUUCUACACGAUGAACUGGAGAAUCAGCGGGGCACGCUACGUGUUAAGGCGGGUGGGCCGGAGAAGGCGAGUUUGCGCGGGCAUCGUGGGUUGAUUAGUAUUUGUGAGACGCUGCGGGGGAAGAAGUUGUAUCCUCCGCGGUUCAAUGCGAAUACCGGGAAUGCGGGGAGGGACGCGGGUCCAGGGGUCUUGGGGGAUCUGUCGAUACUGCGUGUCGGGAUUGGGAUUGGAAGGCCUACGUCGAGGGAGAAGAAUGCUGUUUCGGAUUAUGUGCUGAAGAAUGCUACGGAGGCGGAGAUAGAGAGCUAUCGUGCCAUGGCGGGGUCGGUUGUGGAUGUCAUUAGAGAUGAGCUGUACAGACCUGCUGGGAAGGUUUGA
This is a messenger RNA of Penicillium bovifimosum, 711 nucleotides long. Its product is annotated as Peptidyl-tRNA hydrolase. NCBI's taxonomy places the organism in Eukaryota, Fungi, Ascomycota, Eurotiomycetes, Eurotiales, Aspergillaceae. Gene Ontology annotation, molecular function: peptidyl-tRNA hydrolase activity. The record is from RefSeq and is a predicted model, not a curated record. The transcript has a single exon. The coding region runs from base 1 to 711 and encodes 236 amino acids.